This is a messenger RNA of Diaporthe batatas, 4730 nucleotides long. RefSeq lists its product as uncharacterized. Gene Ontology annotation, biological process: intracellular protein transport; clathrin-dependent endocytosis. The record is from RefSeq and is a predicted model, not a curated record. The transcript is spliced from 2 exons. The coding region runs from base 442 to 1755 and encodes 437 amino acids. Gene Ontology annotation, molecular function: clathrin-cargo adaptor activity. Lineage: Eukaryota; Fungi; Ascomycota; Sordariomycetes; Diaporthales; Diaporthaceae. Gene Ontology annotation, cellular component: cytoplasmic vesicle; AP-2 adaptor complex.
GGGUUGUGCAGGUUGGCAGGUUGGCUGGUUGACGGUGUUGGCCAAAACUGGCGACAUGUGUCGGGCGCACAGGGCUGACAGUGCCUGCCACCUCGGCAGAAUAUGUCAUGUACUCCGUACUCCGUACCUGCAUCCCCCAAUUACCCCCAAUACCCCUGAGUCGGCUUACUCAUCACUCCCGGCGGGCAAAAGCAACGGCGCGAAGAGCAACAGCUCCGUCUCAAUGUGGCAUCGCCGACCUGCCACACCCCUCCCCAACCGCCUGAAUCAAGCCGAGUCGAGUCGAUUCGAGCCGAGUCGAGUCGAGUCGCGUCGAGACAAGACAAGUUAAGACAAGACAAGACAAGACAAAACAAGCCAGCCAAUGUUCCUCGCCGCCUCAGCCUCAGCCUCAGCUCCAGCCCCAGCCCCAGCCCCAGCCAGCGCAGUCCUCCCUCCACCAUGCUCUCCGGGAUCCUCAUCUUCAACCAGAAGGGCGAGAACCUCAUAUUCCGUGCCUUCCGCAACGACUGCCGCCCCCGGCUCGCCGAUGUCUUCCGCAUCCAGGUCAUCAGCAACGCCCAGGUCCGCUCGCCCAUCCUGACCCUGGGCAGCACCACCUUCAGCCAUGUCAAGCACGAGAACAUCUACCUGGUUGCCAUCACCAAGAGCAACGCCAAUGCCGCCCUCGUCUUCGAGUUCCUCUACCGCCUGAUCCAGCUCGGCCGCGGCUACUUUGGCAAGUUCGACGAGGAGGCUGUCAAGAACAACUUCGUCCUGGUCUACGAGCUGCUCGACGAGAUCAUCGACUUCGGAUACCCGCAGAACACAGAGACCGACACCCUCAAGAUGUACAUCACCACCGAGGGCGUCAAGUCGGAGAACAAGUUCGAGGACUCGGCAAAGAUCACAAUGCAGGCCACCGGCGCCCUGUCCUGGCGCAAGGCCGACGUCAAGUACCGCAAGAAUGAGGCUUUUGUCGAUGUCAUCGAGGACGUCAACCUGCUCAUGUCCGCUACCGGCGCCGUCCUGCGCGCCGACGUCACAGGCCAGAUCAUCAUGCGCGCCUACCUCUCAGGCACCCCCGAGUGCAAGUUCGGCCUCAACGACAGGCUUCUCCUCGACAACGACGGGCUGCUCAGCCUCCCCAGCGGCAACAGGAUGGGCACCAAGGCUACCAAGGCAGCGGCUGGUAGUGUGACCCUCGAGGACUGCCAGUUCCACCAGUGCGUCAAGCUGGGCAAGUUCGACUCCGACCGUAUCAUCUCCUUUGUCCCCCCCGAUGGUGAGUUCGAGCUCAUGCGCUACCGUGCCACCGAGAAUAUCAACCUGCCCUUCAAGGUCCACGCCAUCGUCAACGAGGUCGGCAAGACCAAGGUCGAGUACAGCAUCGGCGUCAAGGCAAACUUUGGCACCAAGUUGUUCGCCACCAAUGUCGUCGUCCGCAUCCCCACGCCCCUUAACACCGCCAGAAUCACCGAGCGAUGUACACAGGGGAAGGCCAAGUACGAGCCAGCAGAAAACCAUAUAGUGUGGAAGAUCGGAAGGUUCACCGGACAGAGCGAGUUCGUGCUCAGCGCCGAGGCCGAGCUGACCUCCAUGACCAACCAAAAAACGUGGAGUAGGCCUCCGCUGAGCAUGAGCUUCAGCCUCUUGAUGUUUACGAGCAGCGGUCUGUUGGUCAGAUACCUCAAGGUAUUCGAGAAGAGUAACUACAGCAGUGUGAAGUGGGUCAGGUAUAUGACGCGGGCGGGGAGCUACGAAAUCAGAUUUUGAAUAAUGGGUAGCCACGGAUAAUUUUCGUUACUUUCAGCAUGGCAAGGCGUUUGGGGAAAUCACACGGCUGGGCAACUGCUUCGAAUGCGCUCCAUAAUCACCGCCACGGACGUUAUCCAACAGUCUCCCGAAAGCAGCCCAGGAACCUGGUGGAAGGUGCUGAACAUACACACCUUGCCGACUGGCCUACCUUGUGGCUAUCACCCACCUUCCAACGAUGCCCUGCCUUGCCUGCUGGCACCGGCCCAGGGCACGAUUCUGUUUCACGGCGCGAGUUUCCAUGGAAUGAUCCGUCCCUGGCAUCUGAGUGCCAAGCUACCGUGGAGACGCCAAGCUACUUGGGCAAGUCAAAUAAUGCGGUCAGCUCGCAUGACGCGCAUCCGAGCCGCCCGGCGGUCAAUACUGGGUCCACGGGCCGGGCGGCGCGGAACAUUGCACAGACUCGGGCUUUCUCUGACAACCGAGUCCGAGAAGUUGCCUCGAUGGCGCGGCGGAAGUUCAAUUUGUACAUAUCGUCUAAUUCAAGACAUUCUAAGCAACCAGAUUGGUGAUCACUUACCCGUGGAAAAUCCUCUCUUGUCUAUACCUGCCAACAUGAGGCGGUAACUCUGCAAGCCUUCGCUUCGGGGUGGUUCUAUGCGACCCAUACAGUGCCAUCAUUCCGGAACCAAGGUGCAGCUUCUUGCCCACCCGACGGAUCAGACACUGGAAUCACCAUUCUUCUCCUGGCCGCUGUCCUCAGCACCACCGCCCUCGCCCUUCUGCUGCUUCGCCCUCACAUCGCGAUUCCCAAGACCCAAGGAAGUAAAAAAGCACAAAGCCGACAAGGCCACCGCAAGGUAAAAGGUUCUUUCGAACGAAAUCGCGUACGCCCGUAUCACAGCCGGCAAGUCCUCUGCGGGGACGACUUUACGGAAUGCAGUAGCUCCCACAGCGAUAACAGCAUCCGGGUUCACGUGCGGGGCGUUCUCACGGAUCUGAGAGGCAAGGCUGUCGUCAAAAAUAGUAUUUGCCACAGAUAUAAGAACAGCACUGCCUAACCCCUCUACAGAAUGCGAAGUCAGCUAUCACGCAGCAGGAGGAGUAAUUUCGACUGAAUAGGCGGGGAAAGGGCCACAGUGCGACGAUGGCCUGUCUCAAUAAUAGCAGCAUGACGGACCGUGAAGUGUAGAGUUAUCUUCAAGCUGUCAAAACUGUGUCUGGAAGCCACUUACGGAUGAAAGUGAGCAUCGCCAUGGCCACUGCGAUCUGCGAUGGCUGUAGGACGGUCUGCACCGCGAUAAGUGCCUGAGUGGCAGGGCAGGGUCAGCAGGACGGUUCCCAAUCCACUUGCCCCAAAGCCAAUGGACGCAGAACGAGAAAGGGCAAGACAUACCAUUUGUAUACCAGCACCACGGCCGACGCCAAGAAUGAUCUGAUAUCCAAUCCACGUCCCUGUAUUGGUUCCAACUGUCCAGGUCGAGAUGAGCCCUGACCCAACGCUGGACAAAACCGCCGAGAAGAUGGCCCAUGGGAGGUAGUAUCCGAGCCUACUGACCGCAAAUCCGCUCAACACGGCUGUGAUGAGCUGGGAGAUGAUGCUUGGAAGCAUGUGUAACCCGGCCGUGAAGGGCGAUGAGCCUUGCACAGACUGGAAGUAAAUGGGCAAGAAGUAUGACGUGAUAAAGGUGCAGCUGAACAAGCACAGCUGGGUCAGGCAGCCAGCAACCACGACUUUCUCGCGAAACAUGCUAAGCGGUACCAUCGCGUCCUCGCCACCCAUACGCCACUCCCACGCGAUGAACACCGCGCCCACCGCCCCAGCCCCGCAGAACAACCCAAUGACCGUCGCCGAGGACCAAGGGUACGUGCCGCCGCCGCCGUAGUGCAGUGCCAGCAACAGCAUCACCACGGACGGGACGAGCAGCGCCGUCCCCACGAGGUCGAAUCUCCUCCAUAGGCCUGGGCGGCGGAUGAAGCUGCGGAACUCCGGCUUGGAAACCUGCUCAGGGAUCCUCACCGCGGACAGGGCGACGGCGGCGACCCCGCCGAUGGGGAGGUUGAUGUAGAAGCACCAUCUCCACGUCGAAUACUGGGUCAGGGCCCCGCCGAUAAGGGGUCCGCCGAUGAGUCCCAGCUGACUCACCCCCAUGAGAAGGCCGGUGACGGCGGGUCGCCGCCGUAGCGGGACCAGCGCGGCGAUUAUAGUCAGCGCGCCGUUGAAGAGGCCAGAUGCACCGAGUCCUGCAACCGCGCGUCCCCCAAUGAGCAUAUUGGAGCUGGUGGACAGGCCGCAUAUCAGCGAGCCCAGCUCAAAGAGCAGCACCGAGGCGAUGUAGGUUUGCUUGUUGGGCAGGUAAGUGAAGAGCUUGCCCGUCAUAGGCUGGAGGGCCGAGAGAGCGAGUUGGUAUGACGAGACAUACCAGCCGAUGUCCUGGACCGAGUGGAAUUCGUUCGUGAUGGUUGGUGUGGCGGUGCUGAGUAUGCUGUUGUCUAGGAAGACGAGAAUGGUGGACAGAUUGAGUGCUAUGAGGGCGAGUAUCAGGGGCAGACCCGUGAGGUGCCCUGUCCCGGUACCUCGGGCGGAUUCUUCUGCAUUGUUGGCGGCAACUGGGGGCACAGAUGCUGCAAUGGAGGGCACGAGUGAUAGCAGUACAGGCUGGUGUGGAUACGUGAGGCUUGGCCUCCGAGAGCUUGUUCUGCUGGGCUGUUGCUGCUCGGCCUUGUCGUCUGCCAUGGACGCACCAUCUUGCGAAGAUGGUGGGCUUGGCUUCUCGAGAUCAGCCAUCCUUGCUUCUACCAUGUCGUGUCUUGCUUGACCUUGAGUUGAUACCCUAGGGCGCUUGAGAAGAAGAAGCUUUCUGGGGCUAUCUGGACAUGAGGCGACACAAUCUGAGCUGGCUGGCCCUCGCCAGGAGACUUUCAUCCAUAAUCCAUAGAGUAUAUAAACAGCAUCAAUACGGCCAUGGUGCACUCCACUGGCAACUGAACCAUCA